Messenger RNA from Pelmatolapia mariae (spotted tilapia), 2457 nucleotides. RefSeq names its product DnaJ (Hsp40) homolog, subfamily C, member 12 (gene dnajc12). NCBI's taxonomy places the organism in Eukaryota, Metazoa, Chordata, Actinopteri, Cichliformes, Cichlidae. The transcript has 5 exons. The coding region runs from base 257 to 781 and encodes 174 amino acids. The record is from RefSeq and is a predicted model, not a curated record. Gene Ontology annotation, cellular component: cytoplasm.
GCUGGGCUCUCCCAACAACUCAGGAGAGCUCUCCCUUGACAAUUUUAACAGUUUAAUAAUCCCUGAAAUUUAACGCUAGCUGACAAAACCAUACUAAGACAAACUUUGCUAACAGUUAGUAGUUAGCUAGUUGGUUAUAGUGAGUGAGUGAGAGGGGGAACCCUUUGGCAGCCCUUUAACUGAUCAGCUGUGAUCACGUUCAGCAGCAUUUGUGGUCCGUUAAAAGAAGCCAUACGUGCUUCUCCGACAGAUUUUUAUGGAGGCUGUUUUGAGCUGUAAACCCGAGGAUUUGGAGGAUUACUACGGGUUACUGGGAUGUGAUGAACUGUCAUCGACUGAACAGAUUCUCAAUGAAUACAAGAUUCGAGCCUUGGCAUGUCAUCCAGACAAACACCUUGACAGCCCAAGAGCAGUGGCAGAUUUCCAGAAGCUGCUGGAAGCCAAAGAGGUUUUAUGCGAUGAAACCAAAAGGAAAAACUAUGAUCUUUGGAAAAGAAGCGGCGUUACGAUCCCAUUCCAUGACUGGCAGGCCUUGAACGACUCAGUGAAAACUUCAAUGCACUGGGCUGUGAGAAAUAAGAAGGAACCAAUGUUGGAGGCCUCCAAACCAGAAGACCCCAUCACGUCACAAGCAGAGAGCUUUCACUGUGAGCAGCAGGAAACGGGGAAACCUUCGUGUGAAAGCACGACAUUCUUGGGUGAUUUCUGCCAUCGACGCUUCCGCUGGGCUGCUGACUCUCCAUCUAAUCUGCUGCGGAAAUUCCGAAAUUAUGAAAUCUAAAUAUAUUAAAACUUUCAUGUUGUCUAAGUGUUGCUAGACUUGGGACCAUUUUAUUGUAAUGCCAGCUUUUAUAGAGUAUGUUUAGUUGUUGUGCAGCUGUGACAUCAGUAACUGUCUCACUGUGUUUACUCUUGCCUACUAAUUGGUGGGACUGUUGCAAAGCUAACUGUCAGGUAUAUGUUACAUUUGGCUAAAUUCUUUAUUAUUAAUAUUAUUUUUCUUCCUUGGUGUGUACCUUCCCUACAGUUUGUUGUAGAGACACCAUUCUGGCACCAAAUUGCUUCCUCAUUUUUUUCUGUCAUGUUUGAAUUAUUUAAUGUGUCCUCACUUAUAGCUCCUUAUUCAGGUGAAUGGGAGGGCUAUAGAGGACUAAUUAACCACCAGAAAAAGAGAGCCAGAAGAAUGUUACUUCAGCCAUCAUUUUACCACCGAAUCAUAUAAAAAUUUGUCUUUUUUCUAACAAUGUCUUCCUCAAUGUCUACCAGAUGUAUACUUUUUGAUCUGGCGGCAUUUGAGUGAGACAAGUUCCAUCUCACCGCCCAAUAGACUUAUAUGAAGCCUAUAGGCAGUCUAUUGGGCAGUGAGAUGGAAUACAUAUAUAUGUAUCUCUCUCAGUAACAUACAGUGGAGGCAUGAUUGUGCAUGAUCUUAUUGUUUGCUGUAAUGUAUGUGUGUUUGUAUUAGUAUUAUUCUUUGACUUCUUUGAGGCCAAACUAAUUCUUUGAAUUGAAACCUUAAGUUUUCCACAAUUUUACACCCACCCUUUAUCAGAGGGAAGUCACAACAUGUGGUCUAUAGCCAAAUAUAAUAUGUUAUUUUGUAAAGAUAUGAAAUUACUUCUUGUUUAGUUUGUUUUAACUGCACUGUCAGAAGAAAUAUAUUUUAAAUGUUCAGUAGCAAACCAUAUGAAGUGAACACAGGGUUUCAAAUCUUUAAGGUGGGAGUCAGAAUCAAGAAAAAAAGCUAAUAUAGCUAAUAUGAAUAUAGUUAAAUAUCGCAAAUAAAAUAAACAAUAAUAAUAACAAAAAAUUAAGAUUACCUGUAAAAGUAGCUGUUAAAAAUAGCAGGCUACAGAAUUUUUUAGUUCCUAUAAUGAAAAACACACAGACUGAGUUUCUGUAACACAGAUUUAGCUUUGAGCAUAAACCUUUUAAGGGAACUUGCUGACACAGUCUCUUUCAUGUUGUUUACACCAAAUUCUAACCCUGCACUUCAAACGUCUUAGCAGAAGUCGACUCAUUAGCCCAAGCAACAUUUUUCCAAGCCCUUGUUGUCCAAAUCUGGCAGAUUUUGCAGUGUCUUCGUUUUUUGUUCUUGGCUGACAGGAGUGGCACCCGGUGUGGUCUUCUGCUGCUGUAGCCCAUCUGGUUCAAGGUUUGACAUAAUGUGCAUUCAUGGAUGUUCUUCUGCAAACCUUGGUUGUGAUGAGUUAUUAUUUGAGUUAGUGUUGCCUUCCUAUCAGCUCCAGUCAGCAAGUAAAUUUCUAUAUGCCUAAAUACUGUGAGAUUCUGCCAUGUGAUUAGGUUAUGAUAUUUUCAUUACUGAGUGGUUGGUGAGUGUAUUUAUCAGACAUUUCAUCAUAAAUAAAAUGAUGGCAUGACAACCCAAUGCUUGUAAUGCAAGUGACCUUCUUUUAUUUGUAUCACUGACUAUUAUUCAUGUAGCAGACUGUAAGC